AUGGUCCAAAAACAAGAUUUGGUAAUAUUUAAUGAUCGUACUGUUCUACCUGAUUUCAAAAAUCAUGGACACACCUUAACCCAUAUAACCCAUAAACUAGGUACCUCUCCGACAUGGUUAUUAACUGCACUAAUUGAAACACAUAUUCAUGGUGUUCCAUUAAGUUUAAAUGAAUCAGAAAAAUCAAAUGGAAAGAUACCCAUUGUGAACAAGUCUCCCAUCUAUAUUUCAUCUUUUAUCCACAAUGAAUCGUAUUCUGAACAGCAUUUUCAAAAUAAAAUAAGCCCACAAUCAGGCUACUAUAUUCUACCCAACCUAAUGGAAGAAAUUAUGAAAUGUACUAUCAAUACCCAUAAUAAUGGGAAUAAUUUUGAUGGAUUAUGUAGUUAUAUUUUGAAAAUGUUAAAAGUAAAAAAAGAAGAACAAGAACAACAAACCACUAUUAUUUUGGAAGAGCCCCAACUUUUAUUGGCAUUAAUCCCAAAUCUAAAAGCACGCGAUAUACUAUUAAAGUUGAUAACACCCAUAAGUCAAAUUUUCCAGCGUGUAAUUGUAGUCACCAACAUAGAAUUGUACGAUAACGAUGCUACAGCAGAAUCCAUAGAGAUUAAAAAGUUUAUCCAAACUAUUUUUUAUAGAUCAAUAGUUCAAUUGAGUUUGAAGCCAUUGGAAACAGGUAGAGCAAAUGACGUAACGGGCACUUUACGCAUAACAAGGGGCGGUUGUGCCUCUGCCGUCGAUAACACCACUUUUGUUGUUGAAAACGAAUACUUGUAUCAUGUUCAAAAAAAAUCCAUAAAACUAUUUUAUAGGUAG
This is a messenger RNA of Saccharomycodes ludwigii, 816 nucleotides long. It is a transcript of the gene ELP6, whose product is annotated as Elongator subunit ELP6. Gene Ontology annotation, biological process: tRNA wobble uridine modification. NCBI's taxonomy places the organism in Eukaryota, Fungi, Ascomycota, Saccharomycetes, Saccharomycodales, Saccharomycodaceae. The record is from RefSeq and is a predicted model, not a curated record. The coding region runs from base 1 to 816 and encodes 271 amino acids. Gene Ontology annotation, cellular component: elongator holoenzyme complex. The transcript has a single exon.